AAAGAGAAAGAAAGAGAAAGAAAGAGAAUGAGAAAGAGACAAAUCGUACUUGGAAAUACUUAGUUAGUGACACACACCGAUCGUUUUAUCGCGGUAUCAUUUCCGUGAAAUACCGCAGUAUCCUUCCUUUUAGCUCGUUAGUCAUUUGCCGUACGUGAAAGUUUUUUCAACGGCCUCGGAAUAGUUCGCCUAUGCGAAUAAACGGCGAUAGGAACGUUAAACGAAACGACGAUGAGUCGUUUAGACGUUGCAACAGGCUUCUCUUUACAAAAUGUAUAUUAUUUUCUUCUAUUUCUUUUAUUCCUACCUUUCGUUAUUAUUUUAGUGUCAGCCGAACAAAAGGAUCCAGAUAGUCUUUGUGCCUCGCAAGAAACAUGCGGAAAGUGUUUGCAAACGUCAAAGUGUGUUUGGUGUUCGACGAAUGCUUUCGGAAUGAACGGACAAAUCGUACGUUGCGUUACGAGAGAUAAAUUCCAAAGGGAAGGUAAUUUAUGGUGUAAAAGAUCCGACGUGAUCGAUAUUGCAAAUACGAUGACUAUUUUGGAGAAUCUUCCUUUGUCAUCUUCCAAAGGACAAAAUCCGAUUCAAUUGCAACCACAACGAAUAAAAUUACGUUUGAGAAGAGACGAGGAACAUCGGAUUAUUUUGAAGUAUAGCCAAGCGGAGGAUUAUCCCGUAGAUCUUUAUUAUCUUAUGGAUUUAUCUGCCACGAUGGAAAAGUACAAAGAAAAAUUAUCGGAAUUGGCAUUGAAAUUGGAGGAGGCUAUGAGAAAAUUAACGUCGAAUUUUCUUCUUGGUUUUGGAAGUUUCGUCGACAAAGUUGUCCUACCGAUGAGUAAUACUCAUCCGAAAUGGUUGGAAAAUCCUUGUUACACGGGAUCCAGGUCGUUGAAAUUCUGUGCACCUUCGUACGGAUUCAAACAUGAAUUGUCUCUUACGGACAAUGUAACACUUUUCAAGGUUAAAGUGAUGGAAUCACCGGUUUCCGCAAAUCUUGAUUUACCCGAGGGUAGUCUCGAUGCUUUGAUGCAGGCGAUAGUUUGCACCAAUGAAAUUGGAUGGCGUGAGAAGGCUCGACAUUUGCUCGUUCUUUCGACGGAUGCUAGUUACCACAUAGCCGGUGAUGGGAAAUUGGCUGGUAUAGUGGAACCGAACGAUUGUCAAUGUCAUUUGGACGAAGAAGGAUAUUAUACUCAUUCGCUUCUUCAAGAUUAUCCGUCCAUUGCUCAGAUCCAUAAAAAAUCUCGGGAACAUAAUGUGAAUAUUAUAUUUGCCUCGCCACGAAAGAAACACACUAGGGUUUAUAAGAUUUAUCAAAAUUUGAGCGAAAUCAUCAGUGGAUCGUCCAUCGAUACGAUGGAGGGUAAAGGUCAGAACAUCGUUGCCCUUAUCAGCAGACAAUACGAGCAAUUAGUGAGUUCCGUGUCGAUGAUGGAUAAUAAACCGAGCUUUAUCGACGUUAAAUAUUAUUCGCGAUGUUUGAAUGCAACCGAAAAAUUAAUGGAAUGGCACGAAUGCGGAGGAUUACGUGUGGGUAACGUCAUCGAAUUCGAGAUAGUUCUGAAGGCAUUCGAGUGCCCGACGAAUCUUGCUGAACGACAACAAAUAUUGCAAAUAAGACCACGGGGAAUAAAUGAGAGCUUGAUCGUCGAAAUAGAGAUUAUUUGUGAUUGUCCUUGCGAGAGGAAAGAAAACACUGAGUUGAAUUCAUCGGAAUGCAGAGAAAGAGGCACGUUGACUUGCGGUAUAUGUUCCUGCAAUGAAGGUUUUUACGGGAAACAAUGCGAAUGCGAGGGACAUGAGUUCGGUUUGGGUAGUCAGAACGUAACAGAAGAUUGCAAGGCAAGCAACACGAGCACUGAGAUUUGCAGCGGUCACGGAGCUUGCAAAUGUGGUGUAUGCAAUUGCGCGAAGCGCCAGAACCCGCAGGAAGUCUUUUAUGGGAAGUACUGCGAAUGCGAUAACUUCUCUUGCAAACGAAGCGGAGAAGAGGUCUGCGGCAAACACGGUAAGUGCGAAUGCGGUAGGUGCAAUUGCCGGCCAGGUUUUAGCGGCGAAACCUGUGAUUGCAAAGAGACCAACAGCACGUGUAUUCCGCCCUCGAGAGAGAACGCAGAGAAAAGCUUGACGAUUUGCAGUGGCCGUGGCGACUGCAUCUGUGGAAAAUGCCACUGUCACGAGAAGGAUAAGAUUCGAUAUUCUGGAAAUUUUUGCGAGGAGUGUCCGAAUUGUCCCGGUCAAAGAUGCGAGGAACUGAAAGAUUGCGUCGAAUGUAUGGCUUAUGGAACUGGUCCAUUGGCGAAAAAUGGAACUUGCGACUGCUCCUAUCAAAUCGAUAUUGUAGACGUUGUGAAAGAAGAUCCUGAAAACGAUUAUAAAUCGGAUGCUCAUUUUUGUCGUACCGAUGGUGACCAAGGUUGUUUCUUUGUUUUCAAAUACGAGUAUGUUGGUAAAGAUAAUACGAUUAAGAUCCUAGCGCAAAAGGAGAGAGAAUGUCCCGUACCAAUCGACGUUUUAGCCGUUUCACUGGGCGUCGUAUUAAGUACGAUAUUUCUAGGCUUAUUAAUUAUUUUACUAUGGAAGAUAUACACAAUGAUUCAUGAUAAAAGAGAAUUCGAAAAAUUUCAAAGAGAGUGUAUAUUGGCCAGAUGGGAUCGUGGUGACAAUCCUCUCUAUAAGCAGGCAACAUCAACUUUUAACAAUCCUACGUUCAGUGAAAAUAUGUAGGAUAAUAUCAUGAUACAAAUCGAUAUCUUUUAAGAACGAAUGACUAAUCUAGAGAAGAAGAAAAAACAAAAAGAAAAACAAAAACAAAAA
Vespula pensylvanica (western yellowjacket) is the source of this 2817-nucleotide messenger RNA. RefSeq names its product integrin beta-PS-like. Lineage: Eukaryota; Metazoa; Arthropoda; Insecta; Hymenoptera; Vespidae. The transcript has 15 exons. Gene Ontology annotation, cellular component: focal adhesion; cell surface; integrin complex. The coding region runs from base 232 to 2727 and encodes 831 amino acids. Gene Ontology annotation, biological process: cell adhesion mediated by integrin; cell migration; integrin-mediated signaling pathway. Gene Ontology annotation, molecular function: integrin binding. The record is from RefSeq and is a predicted model, not a curated record.